This is a messenger RNA of Prinia subflava (tawny-flanked prinia), 1248 nucleotides long. It is a transcript of the gene ATOH8, whose product is annotated as atonal bHLH transcription factor 8. The record is from RefSeq and is a predicted model, not a curated record. Gene Ontology annotation, molecular function: protein dimerization activity; E-box binding; DNA-binding transcription factor activity, RNA polymerase II-specific. Lineage: Eukaryota; Metazoa; Chordata; Aves; Passeriformes; Cisticolidae. Bases 263 to 883 code for a protein of 206 amino acids. Gene Ontology annotation, biological process: axon development; positive regulation of transcription by RNA polymerase II; sensory organ development. Gene Ontology annotation, cellular component: nucleus. The transcript has 3 exons.
GGCCAGCCUUCCUGUUUCUUUAAAGCCGCUCAUCUGCGCGGCGGCCGGCUGCCGGCGGCGGGAGGAGGCUGCGGGAGCUGCGCGGAGCUGCGGCCGGGCGCACGGCUCGGAGGACGGACGGACGGAGCCGGGGCUCCGCUGCCUGCCGCGGCCGGGCGGGCGCAGAUGGGCGGCAGCGGGGCGGCGGCAGCAGCGGCAGCAUCGGGAGCGGCGCAGCGGCGGAGCGGCCGCGGCUGAGCUUCGCCGCGCAGCGCCCCGCGCCAUGCGGAGCGCGCCGCUGGCCGAGGGCGAGCCCUGGCCGCGCCUCUGCCCCGCCGAGCUCGGGGGGCUGCGGCGGCUGCGGCGCAAGCACGGCGCCUGCAAAAGUUUCCGCGUGGAGCUCAAAGUGCUGAGCGGGCGGCGGACCGGGCUCCGCGCCCCCCCCGCGCCGCCCCCCGCCGCCGCCGCCGCCCCGCCGCCCGCCUGGGAGCCGCGCAGCGCCGCGCUCGGCCCCGCCGCCGCCGGCGCCUUCCCCGCCGCCCCGCCGCCGCCGCCCGCCGCGUCCCCGCGCCCGCGGCCGGCAGAGGCGUCCGGCGUCUCGCCGGAGAUCAAAGCGCUGCAGCAGACGCGGCGGCUGCUGGCCAACGCCCGGGAGAGGACCCGCGUCCACACCAUCAGCGCCGCCUUCGAGGCGCUGCGCAAGCAGGUUCCCUGCUAUUCUUAUGGUCAAAAGUUGUCCAAACUGGCCAUCUUGAGAAUAGCCUGUAACUAUAUCCUUUCCCUGGCCAGACUAGCAGACCUGGAUUACAGCGCUGACCACAGUAACAUGAGCUUCUCUGAAUGCGUGGAGCAGUGCACUAGGACCUUACAAGCAGAAGGAAGAUCUAAAAAAAGGAAGGAGUAACAACCAGGAAGGGAGGAUUCAGAAGAGCUUCCAGCCAGAGUUACAUCUGGUCUUGGCAAAGGUCGCAUGAUCCAGAUGAAGACUGAAAGCAGCUUUUUUGCAGAAACCCCUAUUGGAGAUGACGAUUGGCCAAGGAACUUUCUUAAUCUCUGGAACAGAAAGGAAAAAAGGAAAAGAAAAGAAAAAACAAAAGGACAAGGGAUGCUUCUUAUUGUUGUUAAGCCAGCCACCUUUUAGUACGUGCAAUUUAUUUAGCACUUUUCCCUUUGCUUAACUGGGAAAUGUUACCCUCUCAGCUCAUGUGUACAGUAAUUUUUUGUUGUUGUUGUUGUUGCUGUUGUGCCAAAGAUUUGAUGGAGCUUCUA